Molecule: messenger RNA, 3875 nt
Organism: Equus caballus (horse)
Lineage: Eukaryota; Metazoa; Chordata; Mammalia; Perissodactyla; Equidae
Product: zinc finger protein 530
Biological process (GO): regulation of transcription by RNA polymerase II
Cellular component (GO): nucleus; nucleoplasm
Molecular function (GO): DNA-binding transcription repressor activity, RNA polymerase II-specific; RNA polymerase II cis-regulatory region sequence-specific DNA binding
Source: RefSeq, a predicted model, not a curated record
UGCGGGCGAGGGUCGCGGUCCGAGGGGACCCGGGGUCUGUCGUGUGUGUUCAGGAGGGAAGACCUUUGCUCUGACUGUGAGGCGAAGUCGCUGUUGGAGUAGCAGGCUGCCGUUCUCAGGAGGCUGGGAGCCGUGGAGAGUGGUGGACUGGAAAGGCUUCGCCUGAGCUAGGCUCUUAGGCGUGUUCCAGAAGCUGCUCGGAGCACAGACUGGACAGGGACUGAGCGUGGGAGGCACAGGGGGAUUUAGUCCUCGUCCAGAGUCUCACAGCUGAUGAGAGUCAGCACUGAGGCCUGAGACGCAGAGAGAAUGCCGUCAUCCCAGGUGUCCUGGCUCCAGAGCCGGGCAAGGUGACUGGGCAGCCGGGAGCCCGUGGAGCCCUGCCAUGGUCACCUGCCUCUCAGCACUUCUUCACCCAGCCUGUCACAAGUACAGAAGCACUUCUGGACCCUACAGAGGGAGUGAGUGGAGGGUGUUGCAGAACCUCACUGAUGCUGAUCCUACUGAUGAUCUCUGGGAUUGUGGUGUCCUGGGUGGAGGUCUUGAUCCUGGGGAGCCUGGACAAAUCCUAAGCCCAGGGUCCUCAGAGCAGGCGUCGGGUUAUAUGGAGUGGCUACUAUUGCUGGCAACCGAUGGAAUGAGGUGUGGAGGAAGGUUGCCCCAGGUGUAGGUGCCAGUCUGUGCAGACUCUUGGAGGUGAGGCUGAACUGGUUUAAGAGAACCGGAAGUCUCCUUUCUUUUCCCUGGGGACAGAGAGCAAGGGGUCAGGAGUGAAGCCUGGAAUGGCUCCCUGAGAAGUUGGGUGUCUCUUCUGGAGGAUGGGAACGAUGAGAGGUUUUGAGCAGAGGAGGGAGGUGAUCUGACCCAGCUCUCCUCAGGCUCCCUGUGACUGCGGCAUGGAGAACAGACUGGGGGUGUGAGGAAAGUGGUGGGAGGACCAGGGAGAAGCAACUACAGUAGUCCAGGUGAGUGUCAAUGAUGUGGACCAGUGUGUUGGCCAUGGAGGUGGUAGAAACGGUUGGAUUCUGGCUCAGUGUUUUUCGGUAGGUCUGCUCUGAUUUUCUGAUUUUGAAGAUGAGAGAGAAAAAGGUAGAAGUCAGGAAUGACUGCAGGGUGUUUGGGUUUAGCAGCUGGAGGCAAGGAAUUUUCAUCAACUGGGAUGUGGAAUUCAGUAGUGGCAUUAAUUUUCAUUCAGGAUAUUAGGAGUUCUAUUUUCAACAUGUUACGUUUUUUGGCUACCUCAGAGAAUAAAAGAGUAGCGGCAUUAAGUGGGGUAGCUGGACAAAUAGGUCUGGGACUGUGGGGAGAGGUUCAGGAUGGAGACGGCUGUAGAAGGUUGUGGGUACUAUGUGAACCAAAGUGGAACUUUGUGUCUUAUUUGGGUAGCCAAAACCUAAUACCUAUGUUUCUCACAGUUCUGGAAGCUGGGAAGUCCAAGAUCAAAGUGCUGGCGGAUCUAUCCCUGGGCUGUGUGACCUUUGAAGAUGUGGUCAUUUACUUCUCCCAGGAGGAGUGGGUGCUCCUUGAUGAGGCACAGAGGAUCUUAUACCAUGAUGUGAUGCUGGAGAACUUUGUACUUACAACAUCCCUGGAUUGCUGGUGUGGAGCAGAGGAUGAGGAGAUACCUUCAGAACAGAGCAUUUCUGUAGAUGCAGUGUCACAGAUCAGGACUUCCAAGGCAGGUCCAUUGACCCAGAAGACUCACCCCUGUGAGAAGUGUGUUUCAGUGUUGAAAGACAUGUUUCACCUGACUGAGCUCCAAACAACAUAUUCUGGGCAUAAACCAUGCUUUGGUGGGGUAUCAAGAGGUUUUUGGUUCAGUGCAAACCUUCAGCAGUACCAAAAGCAUGGCAGUGGAGAGGAAAUCUUCAAAAUGAACAUAGACUGGACCUCAUUUGUGACGAACUGCAGAUACCACAUGUCAGGGAAGCCCCUCACCUGUGGGGAGAACGGAAAGGACUUUUUAGCUACCUCAGGCCUUCUCCUGCACCAGGCCACUCCCAAUGGUGAGAAGCCACACAGCAACAUCGACUGUGAGGAGGCCUUUAACAGUAGAAAAAGUUAUGACAAGUGGAUUGAAUGUAGGAAAGUUUUCAGCAACACAAACACUGUUGAUCACCAGAGAGUAUGCACUAGAGAAGGUCUUGAUGAGUGUAGCAAAUGUGGAAACGCUUUCAGCUGCAAAUACAAAUUUGUUCAGCACCAGCCAAUUCAUAUUAGAGAAUGGCCUUAUAAGUGUGGUGAAUGUGUGAAAUUAUUCACCCACGAAACCUACCUCAUUCAACACUGCAAAGUUCACUCUGGAGCAAAGCCUUAUGAGUGCAUUGAAUGUGGGAGAUCUUUUAGCUGGAAAUCUGACCUCAUUCAACACCAAAGAGUUCACACUGGAGAAAGGCCUUAUGCGUGCAGUGAAUGUGGGAAAUCCUUUAGCCAAAGCUCAGGCCUCCUUCAACACAAGAAAGCUCACACUAGAGCAAGGCUUCAUGAGUGCGCUGAAUGUGGGAAAGCUUUUGGAUGUAAAUCCAAACUUGUUGGGCACCAGAGAAUUCACACUGGAGCAAGGCCUUAUGAGUGUGCUGAAUGUGGCAAAUUCUUUAGACAAAGCUCCAGCCUCGUUCAACACCAGAGAAUUCACACUGGAGCAAGGCCUUAUGAGUGCAUUGAAUGUGGCAAAUCCUUUAGCAAGAAAUCUGUCCUCAUUCAACACCAAAGAGUUCACACUGGAGAAAGGCCUUAUGAGUGCAGAGAAUGUGGAAAAUUCUUUAGCCAGAAAUCUAUCCUCAUUCGACACCAAAGAGUUCAUACUGGAGAAAGGCCUUAUGAGUGCAGUGAAUGUGGAAAAGCUUUUAGAUGUAAAUCCAAACUUGUUGGGCACCAGAGAAUUCACAGUGGAGCAAGGCCUUAUGAGUGUUCUGAAUGUGGCAAAUUCUUUAGACAAAGCUCCAGCCUCAUUCAACACCAGAGAAUUCACACUGGAGCAAGGCCUUAUAAAUGUGGCGAAUGUGGGAAAUCUUUUAGCCAAAGUGCCAUUCUCAUUCAGCACCAGAGAGUUCAUACUGGAGAAAGACCAUAUGAGUGCAAUGAAUGUGGGAAAUCCUUUAGCCAAAGUUCCAGCCUCAUUCAGCACCAGAGAGUUCACACAGGAGCAAGGCCUUAUGAGUGCACUGAAUGUGGGAAGUCUUUUAGCCAGAGCUCUGGCCUCCUUCAACAUAGGAGAGCUCACCUGCAGUGAAUGUGGGAAAUCUUUUAACUGCAAAUGACCUCAGUAAACACUGAAGAGUUCACUCUGAAAAAAGGCCUUAGAUAUGCAGAGAAUGUGCUCUUUCGUUACUUAGUAUAACAGCAUUGGAGUAAGUUCUCUGAGGAGCCAUCUGCCUGAAUUGAGCCUCUCAUAAAUGGGACAUACAUAGACUGGAGAUUCUCCAUACAUUUUAGUUAUGUGGGAAGCAUGUGUAACCUGCCCGUGGUCCUUAUCAGAUUUAUGUCACUGCCAGUGGCAGAAUCCCUGUUACCUCUACCACCUGGCAGGUCCAGACCAUGUGUAUCAGGCACCACCCUAGUACACUCAGUGAUGCUGACCUGUUUGCUUUCCAUUUUGUUGGAGGAAGCAUGAGUAUCCUGAGCCCUUAUAGGGUCUUUAUUCCCUUCUCUCUGACGAGUCAGGGCAUGGACUUGACCCAUUGUUGUCCCAGAGAACAGUAUCUGAGUUCUGCUGAUGGCUUGCAGAGAAAGACUAGCUUUUUUAGGUACGUAUUUGGUCUCAGGUAUUGUUUGUGAUGAAGUUUUCUGCCUUCCACGUCUCCAAAUCAAAAACUGCCUGUCGCACACACAUUGCUCUGUUUGUGCAAUAAUAAAGACCUUUUUUUAAAAAAGCA